Molecule: messenger RNA, 1057 nt
Organism: Scatophagus argus
Lineage: Eukaryota; Metazoa; Chordata; Actinopteri; Scatophagidae
Gene: abitram
Product: actin binding transcription modulator
Exons: 6
Coding region: 143-691 (182 amino acids)
Biological process (GO): regulation of filopodium assembly; dendrite morphogenesis; regulation of actin filament polymerization
Cellular component (GO): lamellipodium; dendrite; filopodium tip
Molecular function (GO): actin filament binding; actin monomer binding
Source: RefSeq, a predicted model, not a curated record
UUCGUUUGAAGUACGGACCGCUUAGUGUUACAUCAUUAUCUGUCCGUCAAGUAAAGUUUCUACAGUGAACAAGCUUAGGAAUUUCUAUAAAUUCGUGUUUUUUGUUUUUGUUUUUUUGCAGCCUGUACUGUGAAUAUUAUUGAUGGACUGCGUAGAGCAGAAAGACUCAGAAGCAAAGGCCCCGUCAGUUGUCGACCGAUAUUACACACGAUGGUACAGAGCAGAUAUGAAGGGGAAACCGUGUGAGGACCACUGCAUCCUUCAGCAUUCAAACAGAAUAUGUGUUGUCACUUUAGCAGAAACUCACCCGAUCCUUCAGAAUGGGCGGACAAUCAAAGGCAUCAAUUACCAGAUCAGUAAUGGCUGCAGUCGGCUCAAUAAUAAAGUGUCUGGGAAGUCCAAGCGGGGGGGUCAGUUCCUUACUGAUUUUGCACCUCUGUGUAGGAUAACCUGCUCAGAUGAAACAGAAUACACAAUCUACAGCUGCAUUCGGGGGCGUCUACUUGAGGUCAAUGAGAAUAUUUUAGAAACUCCUACUCUGUUGCUGGAAAAGCCGUCCACUGAGGGAUACAUCGCUGUCAUCCUGCCAAAGUUUGAGGAGAGCAAGAGCAUAACAGAGAAUCUCCUGAGCAGAGAAGAAUUUGAGAGCGUUGUUUCCAAACGUACUGUUGCCCAGGCACACCCCACUUGACGGAGCUCCACGUCCUUAUCAGAACUGUUCUGGGAGAGCUUCUUUUCCUUCCAUUCACCCCAGGUUGGAUGAAGAUUAAGAACAGUAUCUUGGAAAGUGACAUUAACCCUUCAAAGACACUGUUGCAUCUAUUGCAAGCACUGCACUGUGCCUCUAGAUCUUUCUACAUUGUUUUUCGCCAUUUCAGAAAUUGAAGAAGGUCAUGGAAUAUUUGAGUUGUUGAUUUGUUGUUUUGUUGUUUUUUUCUAAUUUGAAAAAUGAAGUAGACUUCAGGUAACUUGUUCCUGUGUUUGUUAAAUACUACUCAACUAAUAUUCAAUUUCAGUUAUUUUUCUAGAAUAUCAAUAAAGACAGACAGUUAUUUAA